AUGUCCUUUGUGUUAGCAAGCCUCGAGCGGCUCGUGAGCCGCGUGAUCAAUUUCGCGUUCGACCGGUGGCUUCAGAAUCCGAAGUCCUUCUUCACGGACAUGGACAUGCUUUCCUUAGUCGGUUCGUACAAGCUGAAACACAUUCCCAUAUCCAACCAACUCCGUUUGGUCUUCAAUUAUCCGUCAGUUGAAUCCUUAAGCGACUCGUCGUGGAAGGAUAAAUUCGUCAAGGCCGAGGAAGCGAGCCUCAACCCCAACUUUCCUCAAACCAAGCGCUCGUUGCACGUGCUGGCCAAGCUCGUUCGCGCCCUUGUUCAAGGCCUCAGGCUCCAGCACGAUGCCCGAGUUUCAGUCGGUUAUGCUGAUCGUCGAAAAAUACUGAUAGGGAAAACCGAACCGGUGGUUGUACCGGGAUGCGGUGAGAACAAAAGCCGGGAACUUGUUGAUAAGCCGAGGAAACUUUGGGGCCUGGGGUCCAAUACGAAGCAUUUGGAAAGGAUGGUUUGGGAUUUGACGCUGAAUAACUCGGGCUACGACAAUGCAUCCUAUUGUGGAAAUGGAAAGAUGGUUAUGGAUGACCGUAUGGUUCACUUAGCUCAUACAGACGAGGAAUUAGCUACCACUUUAGCACACGAGGUACGUAACUAUUGA
Messenger RNA from Striga hermonthica, 651 nucleotides. NCBI's taxonomy places the organism in Eukaryota, Viridiplantae, Streptophyta, Magnoliopsida, Lamiales, Orobanchaceae. The record is from the annotation of a GenBank genome assembly.